Closterium sp. NIES-65 is the source of this 4035-nucleotide messenger RNA. NCBI's taxonomy places the organism in Eukaryota, Viridiplantae, Streptophyta, Zygnematophyceae, Desmidiales, Closteriaceae. The record is from the annotation of a GenBank genome assembly.
AUGGCCACCCCCAGUGUCCUGGCUUUUGAUGCUGAGGGUCGCGCCAUUGACUUUGCAGUCUGGGUCGAGGACCUGCAGCUGUACUUACUGUGCGAUGCGAUAGAUGAGGUUUCUCUCUUUGACUUUGUCUCUGGCGCUGUCCCUGCCCCUCCUUCUGAUGCUGACCCCACUGUUCGCUCCAAGUGGGCCACACGCGAUGCUGCUGCACGUCUUGCUGUGCGUCGCCACCUCCCUUCCUCCGAGCGUGCGCACUUUAGUCAGUGCAAGACCGCUCAGGCCUUGUACGACGCUGUAGUUGCGCGCUACUCCUCCCCUUCCUCCGCUACGCUGAGCCGCCUCAUGCUACCGUACCUCUUCCCUGACCUCGCUGCCUUUCCCACAGUCGCUGACCUCUUUACCCACCUCCGCGCUAGUGACACUCGCUACCGCGCUGCGCUUCCUGCUGACUUCCGCGCCGCAAACCCUCCUCCCAUGUACAUCACUCUCUACUUUCUAGUCACCCGUCUCCCUGAGUCCCUUCGUGCCGUUAGGGACCAGUUUCUCUCUGUCUGUCCCACCACCCUCACCGUCGACCUCCUUGAGAAGUCCCUGCUAGCGGCUGAGAAGAGUAUAGUCGCUGUAGGGGCCUCUCGUGGUGACCCUCGCACCCCCAUCUUUGAGGGUCGGUCGGUGCGGCGUCUGCCCCCAGCGGUAGGCGCCACUCUGGCAGGGGCAAGGGGAGCAAGGGAGCGGGUGGAGCUAGCGGGGGCGGUGGCGGAGGAGGUGGAGGCGGCGGGGGGAGUGGGGGUGGCGGUGGAGGUGGUGGCAAGAGUGGAGGUACUGGUGGCGGCAGUGGAGGCGGAGGCGGCGGCGGAGGUGGUGGCGGAGGUGGCGGUGGGAGCGGCGGGGGCGAGGGUGGCGGUGGCGGCGGUGGCGGCGGAGGCGGGGGUGGCGGUGGUGGAGGUGGUCGGAGUGGCUCGUCCCAGCGGAGCGGCACUGGGGGUGCGUCAGCGUGGUGGGGCGUUCGGUCCCUGCACCUACGUCCUUCGCACCGGCGACCGCGCGGGUGAGCAGUGUGGGGGCACCCACACCGCCCGCCGCUGCUUUGCCCGCUUGACCGACGCUUGGCGCCAGAAGUUUCCAGAGGCCUCUGAGAUUCCCCGCUGGGGAGAGCUGUCUAGUGCUGGUGUAGCUAUCUUUGAUCUUGACUUUGAUGCUAUCCUUGCUGCCAUGUAUGCUGUGACUGUUAGUGAUGAGGGUGACUGUUACCAGUGUUUCCCGCCCGACCCGGGCAUUGGUACUGCUGCGUCAGGUGCCAGUCAGGCUGCUGCUCUAGGUGCCAGUGCGUCUGUGCUCUCAGGUACUAGUGAGUCUGCACUCUCAGGUACUGUAUCGGCUUCGGCCUCUCACACCUUCACCCUUGACUCUGGGGCGUCUCGCUCCUUCUUUCGGGACUGCACCACUCUCACGCCGCUUAGUCGGCCGGUUGCGGUGUCCCUGGCUGACCCCUCUGGGGGUCCUGUCUUUGGUGCUGACCUACAGGAUGUGGGUGUCCACCAGUUCACUCCUGCUCGUCAGCGGAUGACACACUGCACAGAGGCUAGCACAGGUCGCCACCUAGCUACGUUUACACGUCAGCCAGGGUCGAGCCUGUACACACUGACCACUGCUUCUCCUCCCGGUGCUGAGUCUGGUAGAGUCCCUUCGUCUGGUCAGGUGUUUGCUGCAGCGUCCAGGUCUGGUCCUGAGUCUGCCCCCUGGCCGUGGCCUUGCCUGUGUCCCCUGUGUCGAGGGGCGCCAGCAUGCUGCCCCUCACUCCUCCCAGUUUCCUCCGACAGAGGCUCCGUUGCAGACGCUUCACAUGGACGUGUGGGGCCCUGCCCGCGUCCGUGGACUCGGUCACGAGCGCUACUUCCUGUUGUUGGUGGUCACACCGCAGUCUUCCCCUUGCGCAGCAAGGGUGAUGUCACUGAGGUGCUGAUCGACUGGAUCCGCGCAGCUCGUCUCCAGCUCAGGCAGAGCUUUGGCUCGGACUUUUCUGUGUUGCGUCUGCACUCGGACAGAGGCGGAGAGUUCUCCUCUGGCCUUCUGCGUGCCUUCUGUCGUGCGCGAGGCAUCCGCCAGACCUUCACGCUUCCGGACUCACCGCAGCAAAAUGGGAUUGCAGAGCGCCGCAUUGGCAUGGUCAUGGACGUCGCUCGUACGUCUAUGAUGCAUGCGGCAGCCCCCCAUUUUCUGUGGCCGUUUGCGGUCAGGUACGUGGCGCAUCAGAUCAACCUCCACCCCAGGGUCUCCAGGCCGGAGACCUCCCCAGCCCUGCUGUGGACGGAGAAGGUUGGCGAUGCGUCGGCGUUCCGGGUCUGGGGAUCUCGGGCGUUUGUCCGCGACUUGUCUGCGGACAAGCUGUCCCCUCGCGCUGCUCCCUGCGUCUUCCUGGGGUUCCCCCCCGACGCCCCUGGGUGGCAGUUCUACCACCCCACCUCUCAACGUGUUCUGUCCUCCCAGGACGUCACGUUCGACGAGUCGGUACCCUACUACCGCCUCUUCCCCUACCGCACUCCGUCCCUCCCCCCGCCCCCGCUCUUUUUGGUACCAGGUCCCCCCCCGGUAGACCCCCUCCCCCCUCAGGGUCCUGCCCCUUCAGGUGUGUCGCAGGUAGACGCGGUCGAGCCUGUCGAGGUCACUGGUGACUCUGGUGCUGCUGCGGGAGCUGAGCCUGGGGGUGCUGGGACUGGAGGUGCUACGCCUGGGGGUGCUGAGCCUGGGGGUGCGGAGACUGGGGGUGCUGAGCCUGGGGGUGCUGAGCCUGGGGGUACUGAGUCUGGGGGUGCUAAGCCUGGGGGUGCUGGGCCUGGGGGUGCUGAGCCUGGGGGUGCUGAGACUGGGGGUGCUCCGCCUGGAGGUGCUUUGCUUGAGGGUGCUGAGCCUGGAGGUUCUUCGACUGGGGGUUCUCCGCCUGGAGGUGCUUCGUCUCGCCGAGAGCCACUCUCCCCACAGGAGCUGCGUGAGUGGUUUUCCCGGCGCUGGAGGCGUGCUGCUGGUGCUGGAGGUUCUUUGGCUGCAGAGGGUGCUGCUGUCGCGGGUCCCGGAGGUGCUCGUACUGGGAGUACUGGAGCUGCUGGGCCUGAGGGUUCUCCUGGAGCUGGUGCUGCUGAGGGUGUUGGAGCUGAGACUACUGCUGGCGGUCCGACUGGCAGUGCUCCUGGUGCUGCUGGGGGUUCUGGAGCCACUGGAGGUGCUACUGGAGGUGCUGCUGGAGCGGGUACUCCUGCUGGGGGUACUGGUGCUGUCCCUGCUGUUUUUGGCGUCGCCACGCGGCCUCGACCGUACUUCGUUCCGCUCCUGCAGCAGGUUCUUGGUCUUACACCUUCUCCUGGUCCUCCUCCUCCUCCCUUAGAGGGUCCACAGCCUGUCCAGUCCCAGUCACAGCUACAACCUGCCUCCCCUUUGCCUGCUCCUUCUCCCUACGCUGGUCCGACUGGAGGUCUUACUGAGCGUCGUGAGCCUGCGUCUCGUCCUGCGUCGCCUGUUCGUCCUGCACGCACUAGUGGUCGCGCUUCGCGUCACCGUCCUCCUCCUGUCCCUGGCACACACCGGAUGUCUCUACGUCCGUCCACUACUCCUCUGCGUGCCCCUUUGCCUUCUCCUCCUUCUUCCUCUCUUCCUGCUCUUGCCGACCCGGAGUCGGACUCUCUUCGUGCUGCCAGUCCUACUGUCACGCGUCUCCUUGCUACUGCUGUCACUGACCCUUCUUUCGAGUCUUCUGCUGCGUCUGCCCUUGUCACUGAGCUCGUCGACUUUGCUGCGCGCUGUCGUCUAGACUACGCUGCUAGUCUUGUCGCUGAGUCUGAGUCUGCCUGUCCUCCGUCCGUCGGGGGUGAGUGUGCCCUUGGCACGGACGUCCUGGAGGACAGGCAGGAGGAGUUCCAAUGCCUGGCCGCCGCUUCACCUCAUCUCGCGUCUGUACUGCUCGCCCCUGAGGGAGACCCGGAUGCACUAGACAUCCCGACUCCGCGCUCUUACGCGGAGGCGAUAGAGGGUCCCUACUCCUCUUAG